AUGUUCGGGGACGAGGACGCGGGCGGGGGGGUCGCAGGGUUCGGCGGUUUCGACGGGUUCGACGACGCGUUUCGGAGGUUGGGCGCGCCGGGGAGCAUCUUGGACAUGUUGAACGCGAUGCAAGGGAUGAAUUGGGGCGGGCGCGGGGGAGGGGGUGGAAUGCGCGAAAACGAGCGCGCGGCGAUGCCGACGGAGACGUACGCGCGAGGCGCCGAUGAAAACGAGAACGAAACGUGCAGCGUGUGCCUUUCGCAAAUGGAAACCGGCGAGGAGGCGAAGAGGCUCGGGUGUAAGCACGUGUAUCAUCCCGCGUGCAUCGAUCGAUGGCUCGAACGAAGUAGGUUGUGUCCGGUGUGCAAACGAGACGUUUGUGCCGCGAGGUAG
Messenger RNA from Ostreococcus lucimarinus CCE9901, 384 nucleotides. RefSeq lists its product with no specific name. Lineage: Eukaryota; Viridiplantae; Chlorophyta; Mamiellophyceae; Mamiellales; Bathycoccaceae. The coding region runs from base 1 to 384 and encodes 127 amino acids. The record is from RefSeq and is a predicted model, not a curated record. The transcript has a single exon.